GAGCUUGACCUUACUAUUCACACAACCAACGCAUAUGGAGCUCAAGCCCGCGAUAUUUAAGAUACAUCUUUGUCGCUAGUAGCUUGCUCCUGGAAUUCUCUUGGAAUAUUACGUGGUCGUUGACUCUCCGCAUUGUGCGGCCUUCCACACAACAACCACCACCACCUCCGCGGCCGUCGUUGCACCGCAAUAUCGACUCAGGAUGAUUUCUUUCUUACUACUGAUCUUCCUCAUACAACUGGCCAUAUAUAUCGUCAAUACGAUUGGGGCAAGUACAGUCGACGAUCUGCUAUGGAUCCUUUACCUACGAUUACCAUCCUCCAUCUCCAAAGAUGCUCGUAAACACGGCGAAUUAAAACGCGAUGUCGUACAACUCAAACGAGAAAUGAACGCGACCAGUUCGCAGGAUGAGUUCGCCAAAUGGGCGAAACUGAGAAGGAGACAUGAUAAAGCCAUGGAGGAAUAUGAAGCCAUGAAUCGAUCAAUGGGCUCAAGAAAAACCUCCUUCCAGUACUCGGUGAAAAUCGCCCGCUGGCUGACACUGAACGGACCUCGACUAUUUAUACAAUUCUACUACACGAAAACUCCUGUCUUUGAUCUCCCUCCCGGCUGGUUUCCGUACCCCGUUGAAUGGAUAUUGUCGUUUCCGAGAGCGCCGUUGGGGACAGUCAGUAUCCAGGUAUGGAGCAGUGCUUGUGCGACCGCUAUUUCGUUGACGGGGAAUGUGGUGAUUGCGGCUUUGCAGAAGAGUGGACAAGCGAGUAUGAGGCAGGCCCAGGCUAUUCCAGCUGGGAAGUCGGAAUAAUCGGGCUCAUUCAUCUACUUUAAAAGUAUGAUGCAUAUUGAACUACAUAUGACACGUUGAUAUUUGAAGCUUAGAUAAUGUGAAAUGAUAUUCUGUAUAAAAGCAAGAAAUGUCCAUCAGAUAUUGUUGAGUCUACAACGGUCCUUGCACGAUGGCCGGAUCUUCAGUGCUUGACUCUUAUGAUAUAUCAUCACGCGAACCUCAACUACUCUAGCUCUCUGUUCUCUAUGAGAAUAUAUCCCAAAUCAACAAGUCCGGCCCCUUUGACAGGGCUUCUGUGUUGGCCAUCAGAAAUGCGACAACAUAACUCGCAGUCCGACAGACCAAAUCACCGCUUUCCCAUAAGCUACAGACUUUGUGUAAAAAAAGAAAGGGAA
Talaromyces stipitatus ATCC 10500 is the source of this 1182-nucleotide messenger RNA. RefSeq names its product retrograde vesicle-mediated transport protein Get1, putative. The transcript is spliced from 3 exons. Gene Ontology annotation, cellular component: GET complex. Gene Ontology annotation, biological process: tail-anchored membrane protein insertion into ER membrane. The record is from RefSeq and is a predicted model, not a curated record. Bases 203 to 805 code for a protein of 200 amino acids. Lineage: Eukaryota; Fungi; Ascomycota; Eurotiomycetes; Eurotiales; Trichocomaceae.